AUGGCUAACAACCGGACCCUUUAUUUGACUUCAAUGUGGUCACUGGAGGAUCAAGGGAUCCCCGAAAUCCGAGAUAAGCUCAAGGCAUUGAAUCCCGGUGCUUCGAUCAAGGUCGAGUAUCAACGUGAUAAACAUAUCUUGGUCGUCACUGGUCAGUUCGAUGAGGAACUUGACGUCCAAAUCACGUCGCUCCUUGCAAGCUAUAUCGAAGAGCACCGCGACGAUGAUCUACUUGAGAUGCCCAGAGUUCGUCAACUUCCAGCCUCGACCUACUUCGAUCGCAAUCCCCUCCCUGGCUAUGGAAGCGAUGCGCAGCCAAAGGUGGAAACCCUAGUGGAGGAUAUUAUGCCGACACAACCCACUGACGAUGGAUCCAUUGUCAAGUUCUGGUAUCCCUCGCAGGCGGGAUUGGGUCCAAUCUCUCAUGCCUCGGGCCCUCUCCUACUUCGUAUUUCCAAAAUGACGAAAACACAAAUCAAAGUGCAGGGAGCUCGAGGGCUCCGUAUUUCUGCACAACACAUGGACCACAUCGAUGAGGCAAUGGAUAUACUCGACUCCCUUGAAGAAUGUUUGGAUCUCAUUGAGAACCCAAACCGAGGGGUGAUUAUCUUCACUCCGAAGCGAGAAGAUGCUACCUUUCGCAUCAUGGCAUAUUCGCAGAUCAGCGCCACUGCCUUGGGGCGCAUUUUAAUUGACCGAAAUGCCUCUCUUCGUCUCCCAAAGAUAAUGACCCUGGUGGUCUGCGAAUUCGACGAAUUUGCCAAUGAGUUCCGUCCACUUCGGAAACUUCGGCAGCCGCCGCAAGUGCCCCUGAAAGAUGCGAGAAUUACCCGAGACUGGGAAGACUAUCAUUUCCCAGAGAUCGGUCGGAAAGCCGAACCCCCUCUAGCGAAAAUUGACCAGCAUCUUGCGCCUAAAGGUGAGACCUCUCAUGAGAAGAGCGAUUCUCGGCACCCGUAUCUAUCUACUGGCAAGGCAAAGGAUGUCGACAAAUGGAUCUCUCGGGGUGUCGAUAAACGGCCAUUGGCAACCGAAAGUCAUACAAAAAGACCACUGGAAGACCAGCCCACCUCCCCUAAGCUUGUUGCGCCCAAGCCUGAGCCCAGCGUUUCUGUGCCACUGGACCGGAGACAGGCUGGUCCGUUCAAGCCCAAUCCCGCAGGCGUCAAAGGACGCGUGGUUAUGCUACCAGAUGGAACCGUAGCAACCUCUAGCCAGUCUCGACAAGAAAAGCCAACAGACACCCCUCGUGGACCAAGUACCUCCAUGUUUGGUAGACUCAGCUAUGUGGAGAGAAACAGGAAGCAACAGGUAACCGGUUCAUCUGUCUCACUGUCUCAGCAGAAAGGACCCAUUAGUCUUCUUCGUAGGCCGACCGACUGCACUGCUCCAAAUGCAGCUUCUCAAACAUCGGGAACAAUGUCUGAGGCAACCGGUCCUGUCUCUUCUACAUAUUCUACCUCUACUGAGGAACAAAAGUCACUUGCUACACCUCGUCUCGCAGCUCUAUCCUCUCCGACUGAGCACUCGGCGCCGACCACCAACAAUAGACAGGUCCGGGCCCUCGGCAUAGCCGAGACAAUGAAUUUGAAGGUGAUUACGAAGCCUCCAGCGCGAAGUGUUGAUUCAGUGAUGGGGGAGAUAAAGCUAAUGCUUGGGACGGCCAAGACCCCGAGGGAAACCGGAAUAGACGAAGUGUCCAGCAAGCCAAAGAUAACGGAUCAACAGCCAACCACCACAUCCACUCGGCCGGAUCGCACUCCAGAGGAAACAGAAGACCUGAUUGAUCUUGAUUGCGAAGUGACAAGCCUCAACAGUGGUUUUCAACACAUUCCCGCGUUCAAUCCGCUGGCCACGGCCUCAUCGAGUGGUUUUCCGGAACAGUCUACAGAUGCUCAACAUGGCCAAUUCCAGCAUGGCGAGGCUGCCACCUUUACUGAAACUGGUGAUAUUUUCGAUAUGCCCAAUAUCAACGAGACAACUACGCAACCUCAGCUAACUCACGACGUCUCUCCUUGUCCUGAGCCAACCCAAGGUCCGAUGGUGCCCCGUGCGACAACUCCAGCGUCUGUUACUAGCGAACCAUUCCAACCAGGGCUCGUUACAAGUGUGACAUUGCCUGAUUCAGAAGUUGCUAGUUCUUCUGAUGAGAGAGCCGCAUCCGAAGACAAACAGAAACACGAACAGGCUCGCGAAUUCCGCAGCAAGGCCGAUGAGGUAGCGCUGGAAUACCUGCUUCGGCAGAUCAAGGAUAAUCCUGCCCCGGAAAUUUCUAGCAUUGAGGAGAUUGCGCUACCUCUUGAUGCUAGCAUUGUUGAUCCUGCACCUCGAGCUCUGUCUUCUAUCUCGCGUGAUAGUGCUCCGCGUGAUAGUGCUCCCCGUGAUAGUGCUCCUCGCGAUAAUACUCAGCAACGCCAACACCCUGGUCAGGGGACUGAGAGAGUGCCCUUUCUUCAUCCUGACCUCAUUGAUAUCUCACCUCAUAUGCUUUCCCCUCGCUUGGGUCGUGACUCUUUGAAACAAUCCGAGUCCGAAAAUGGUGAGCAAGAUGCGGGAACAGAGGUUGCCGAAAACCUGGCUGUCUCAGAUGAAGCUCAGACAAGAGAAUUCCACGAGACAAUGUUCCAUCAACGGCCUCCUGACAAGACCUUUCAAUGGGUGGAUGAAGUAACCAAGGCAGUGCGGAAGGCAACGAAGGAAGUUCAGACUGCUAAUGCCUUGCAGCGGAAGGAAAAUGUUGGGCCCAACUCAGAGAACAAGGAAAAAGUUCAAGCCCCCAUUUCUAACUUCUGGCAGCGAAGAAUAGGAUCCAAACCAACAGAAGCACAGCCACAAAAAAGCACUGCAUUGCCCACGAAGGCGACUGUGAAAUCAUCAAGAGAAAAGCACAUGCAUGAGUCAACAGAGACUCUAUUUCGCUUCCUUCAACCAAUUCUUGAUUCGGUUGGCAGCUUUCCUGGAAUGUUGAGCCUGGAAAUCCAGUUCGGGCUUAUGUUCAUGCCCAGCCUGCCAGCUUCAACUAAAGAGAGGGAGAUGAGUUACAAGGAAGUUCACCAGCUGUUCUUCUCGGAGCAUAACUUGACACCACCUCCGAUUUCAUUCUUCGAACGUUUGACUUCAUCUCCUGCGGACAUUGACUUCCUCGUCGACUUGGAAGUCAACCAAAGUCGCCUGUUCGAUCAAAAAUACAGCCACCGAGGCGUAAAGUACGAGUUCUGGUGCCGCGUCGGUCCGAACAGGACCAUUGUCGUUUCAGUCAAUGAAUAUGGAGAUGCUAUGAUCCGCUAUCCUGAGGUCUCGUUGGGCACGGUGCACUUGAGUUUCCCUUCACAAGUCUGGGAUGCAGCUGCCAGAGUACGAGGCUUUAUCGAGUACAAUACGGGCGCUGACCCAGAGCUUGAAGAAGCUGCACGAAUGAUGGCGAAAAGCAUCCAGAUAGAGCCAAACAAUAAACAUCUUCGUAUGCUGGUCCGUGUUCCUCCUGUGUCAAAGAUCAAAGUUGACAAGGUGUUCAUGGAACGGUGGAGCCGUCACUCUUACCUCUCGCAAAAGAGCAAGGAUAUAUUUCUCCAAAUCAGCGAAACUCAAGAGCUCCUUGCCACCCCUUCCGUUCUGGAUCAGGGUAUCAUGGUUUUACAGAACGUCCCGCUUGAGAAACUGGUCAAAGAUGGAAACCAGUGGUGGCAAGCCUCGAUUGUCAGCAGCAAAGUGGACGACAUAAUGAAAUCAAAUUCCUUCCUCCAACCUGGUGACCGCAAUGAGUCCUGGUGUGCGACAGAUCUCCUCGGUGCAGACGUCGCGAAUGUCGUCCCCUCUACUGCAGACCAAGAGCUGAGUACCCUCGGAGCCGAAGUCGGUCAUUCGGGAAUCGGCGCAAUGUUCCAGCUUGCCAAAACCGUCGUUCAGAAGAUCGACGCUGUGGGCUACUACAAUAGAGGUCCGGCCAGUCUUGACAAGCGCACGAACACGUCGAACGACCGCAGCCAGGGUGGUUCAGGUACGGUCAAGGAGUCGUCUACUUACUUGGGAAAGCAAAUGGUGCCCUGGGUUCCGCAAACUGGGACUAAGGAAAAGCACAAGUGGUGA
This is a messenger RNA of Penicillium mononematosum, 4086 nucleotides long. RefSeq lists its product as uncharacterized. The transcript is spliced from 7 exons. Bases 1 to 4086 code for a protein of 1361 amino acids. NCBI's taxonomy places the organism in Eukaryota, Fungi, Ascomycota, Eurotiomycetes, Eurotiales, Aspergillaceae. The record is from RefSeq and is a predicted model, not a curated record.